Messenger RNA from Exophiala aquamarina CBS 119918, 339 nucleotides. RefSeq lists its product as uncharacterized. NCBI's taxonomy places the organism in Eukaryota, Fungi, Ascomycota, Eurotiomycetes, Chaetothyriales, Herpotrichiellaceae. The transcript has a single exon. The record is from RefSeq and is a predicted model, not a curated record. Bases 1 to 339 code for a protein of 112 amino acids.
AUGCCUCUGCCCGUCGACGAACUGCAGAGGUUGCUCGACAAGGAGCUAACGGCAAUAAAUAUGAUCACCGAAAACGUCAGCGGUACCAUUGGAGACCUAGCCAUCGUCUGUGAAUGUCUACGACAGAUUGACCACUAUCAACCGUGGGCAGUUGGCUUUGAGGAACUUAUGGUCGAGAAAAAGAGCGGCAUAAAAGAGGUCUACAUGAAGACUUCCCAACCAUGGGCGGGUAUGUGCGGUGCUUUGAGGGAGCAAACCGCGAGUUCAACCAGGACAACAGUACGCUUAGGCAAACCAACGGAUCAAUAUUUGACUACCCCGUAUGGAAGCGGAGGAUGA